UCUGGAGUGAGUGAGACAGCUCAGCUCUGCAUUUGGCAGUGAACUAACGCUCUGGGAAGUUAAGUUCGUCCCGUCCUGCCUUCUCCAGGAAUGCCAAGCCAGGAGAGCGGCUGCUGAGAGUUGUGCUUAGCGGCGCAACGUUUUUCCCCCGUGCGUCCAAUGGGUCUGAUUUAUGCGUGUUGCCGCACGAAUUGGGAUGGCGGUGAUAAAGAGGAGAAGAGCGCUAUUUUACAGCAUGAAGCCAUCAACUACCAAGAGCUGCCGGUGCCCAUCAUCCUGGCUGAAGAAGAAGACUCCCGGGGGGCCAACGACUCCAUGAUGAUGGGGGGGGACCUGUCUCAGGAGUUCCUGUCCGUCUCGCAGGAAGGGGACAUCCUCAUCCCCCCCCGCUGGAGCACCCCCCGCUCCUCCACCAACACCGACCCAGAGUCAGACGAGGAGCUGCAGGCCUUCAUACACAUGAGGAACCAAACAGACAAGGCAUCAGAGGAGUGGGAGAAGCUGAACUAUGACAUCCACACUCUGAAGUGCGCACGCAGAGAGAUCAGCGCACGCUGGAGGAAGAUACUACUACUACUGGGCUAUGAGGAGGAGGUGGACACCCUAUUGUCAGUGAACCGCCAGACGGCCCUGCUGGAGUCAGAGCACCUGGAGCAGGCCAGGCAGAUGCUGCACGCCAUUGGCCAGGAGUCCUGCCUCUUCCCCCCCGGCCUAUCCAACGACAGAUACAUCUUCGUCAUGGAUCGCCUCAUCUCCCUGGACAGCGCAGAGGAAUUUGUCCGGCUGGCCAAGGACAAGUACCCAAAAGCAUAGUGGCCGAAGCGCAAACACACACACGCACACGCACGCACGCACGCACGCACGCACACACACACACACACACACACACAGUGGUAUUGUAAAUGCUCACCUGUGCACAAAUUGUAAAUAGAAUAUUUCUUGGUGGGAUUUCGAAUGUUAAAAGUGUUCAUUCAAAGAACAUUGAAUGUUGAAAUAAUCUUGUGCUUUAAUUAUAUUUCAAAUUAAAUGUAAUGUAGUUGGAUGUAGGUGGAUACACUCUCCUGAGAGGUGGAUUCACUCGUGAAGUGUAAAGGGUGGAUAAACUCUAUUUAUGGUGAAUUCAGGUAAAUUGGGCCACUUUGGAC
This is a messenger RNA of Engraulis encrasicolus (European anchovy), 1145 nucleotides long. RefSeq names its product melanoregulin-like. Gene Ontology annotation, biological process: melanosome transport; melanocyte differentiation. Lineage: Eukaryota; Metazoa; Chordata; Actinopteri; Clupeiformes; Engraulidae. The transcript is spliced from 5 exons. The coding region runs from base 160 to 813 and encodes 217 amino acids. The record is from RefSeq and is a predicted model, not a curated record. Gene Ontology annotation, cellular component: melanosome.